AAAGAAUCGUUUCUGCCAAAAGAAAUCGAUAGAAGAACAUGUCAACCGCAGGGAACUCCACCAGCGAUCCGAACGCAGCAGGCGUUAGCAAUAAACAAUUCUUUUGCUACCAAUGUAAACGCACCGUCAACGUGACAGUCUUCCCCUCCUCCGACGUCUCCUGCCCCAUCUGCAACGGAGGCUUCAUCGAAGAAUAUGAAAACCCUAAUCCACCAUUUCCAAAUCCGCCUUCAUAUCUCAGCCCUUUUAAUGACUCCUUCAAUCCCCUAUCAGUUUCACUCACAAACGUUCUCCAGCUCCUCUUAUCAUCCUCCUCUCCGACACCAUCGUCAUCCUCUGGCACCGUCGACCUCCAGAACCUUUUUGGAUCAGCCCGGCCAGCCUCAGGCAACCCACAAGGGUUUGAUCCCUUCAACUUUGUGCAGAACUAUCUGGAGAACCUGCACUCCAGUGGGGCUCAUGUCCAGGUUGUGUUCGAGAACCAACCGUCGGAGACAGGCUUCCGGCCUAUCAAUCUUGGAGACUACUUCAUGGGGCCUGGUCUCGAACAGCUCAUUCAGCAGCUCAUGGAGAACGAUCCUAACCGCUAUGGCACCCCACCUGCUGCCAAGUCUGCGAUCGAUACCCUCCCUUCUGUAAAAAUAACUGGCGAGGUAAUGAAUUCGGAGAUGAAUCAGUGCGCAGUUUGCAAGGACGAGUUCGAGGAAGGUGCUGAAGCCAGGCAGAUGCCGUGCAAACAUCUCUACCAUGAAUAUUGCAUAUUGCCGUGGCUCGAAAUGCACAAUUCAUGUCCUGUUUGUCGGUAUGAAUUGCCCACAGAGGAUGAAGAUUACAACCGAAGGAUGCAAGGUGGCCAGGGGGGCGGAGGGAGUGGGAGUGACAAUAGUGAUGGGCAGAGUUCAGGUGCGGAGAAUCGGACAUUGGGGAGGAGUUUUAGUAUAUCAUUGUCAUGGCCAUCUGGGCGUGGUGGGUCAGGUUCUGGGACAGAUUCAGGGACAGGUGCUGGCUCUGAGACUCGAUAUGAAGAUCUGGAUUGAGAAUUCUUGCAACGCAGCCAAAACCUGGAGCUAAAGGGACAGAUUUAUGUAUAACAUGAGAAGCGAACAUUUAAAUGUGCACAACUUAAGUUUUUCACGCCAUUGUUUGUGUAUAAGACCUAUUAGCAUUACUACUUUAUUUUGCAGUUGUAUAGAUGCUCUUGUCCCGUCCCUUAGAAUUUUAAGGGUCAUUUGGAACCAAUGGCCAUUGAACCUUUUUGAAAGGUUUAUUUUAAUACUUGAGCUCUUUGUCAAUCCGGGUCCUUAUUUAUGUUUAUUGUUCUGUACAUUGUGAUUGAUGUUGCAUCAGCCUGAACCAGUCUGAAGAAGCAAGUAGAGACCAAACUCUUGGGGUCGGUGUUGGUUGUCAAAAAACAAGGUUUUUUUCA
Rubroshorea leprosula is the source of this 1426-nucleotide messenger RNA. The record is from the annotation of a GenBank genome assembly. NCBI's taxonomy places the organism in Eukaryota, Viridiplantae, Streptophyta, Magnoliopsida, Malvales, Dipterocarpaceae.